This is a messenger RNA of Mesoplodon densirostris (Blainville's beaked whale), 1503 nucleotides long. RefSeq names its product t-complex 11 (gene TCP11). The record is from RefSeq and is a predicted model, not a curated record. Gene Ontology annotation, cellular component: acrosomal vesicle; sperm flagellum. Gene Ontology annotation, biological process: regulation of sperm capacitation. Lineage: Eukaryota; Metazoa; Chordata; Mammalia; Artiodactyla; Ziphiidae.
AGCAAAAUGAGGGACGUGGAGGGAAACGUGCCCCUGGAGGACCCCGGCGAUGCAGAGAGCGGGCCCUGUAAGCCCGAAACCUCAGGACCGACCCGGGAAGACACGAGAAGCCCCAAGGUCCACCCUUCCCGUCUGAUAGAUACAGUUAAUGAUGUUUCCAAGCUGAGCAAGGAGGUUGGGAUGAAUCAUGAUUUCCACAUGGAGGAGAAGGUUUUGCCUCCAAGUAGUCUGGAAGGUAGGGUCAAGGAGACAAUGCACAAUGCCUUUUGGGAUCAUCUGGAAGAGCAAUUAUUAGCUACUCCUCCAGACUUCAGCUGUGCUCUUGAACUCCUAAAAGAAAUUAAAGAGAUCUUGCUGUCACUGCUAUUACCACACCAGAACUGCCUAAGAAGUGAGAUUGAAGAAGGCCUGGACAUGAACCUCCUUAAGCAGGAAGCAGAACACAGGGCCCUGAAUGUCCCUCAUCUCUCUAAGUACAUUCUCAACAUGAUACUGUUGUGUGCACCAGUUCGAGAUGAAGCAGUGCAGAAACUAGAGAGCAUCACAGACCCUGUUCGGUUACUGAGAGGAAUCUUCCAGGUUCUGGGCCUGAUGAAAAUGGACAUGGUGAACUACACUAUCCAGAGCCUUCAGUCCCAACUGCGGGAACAUUCCAUCCAGUAUGAACGAGCUAAAUUUCAGGAACUCCUCAACAAGCAGCCUCGCCUCCUCGAUCACACUACCAAGUGGCUGACCCGAGCGGCGGCAGACCUCUCCACGCCGCCGCCUAGCUGCCCUGACACUCCCGACGACUCCAGUGUGGUCUGCCCCUCUCCAAGUGAGGCAGCCAACAGCCCGGAGCCCCUCAACUGCAAAAUGGUGCUGUCCCAGGGCUUCCUGAACCUCCUUCUCUGGGACCCUGAAGAUGAAGAGUUCCCUGAGACCCUGCUGAUGGACAGAGCCCAGCUGCAGGAGCUGGAGGCCCAGCUGCGCCAGUUAACCAUCCUGGCCUCGGUCUUGCUAGUGGCCAGCAGUUUCUCUGGCAGUGUUCUGUUUGGCUCGCCUCAGUUUGUGGAUAAGCUGAAACGUAUAACCAAAGCCCUGAUGAAGGAGUUGAAGUCCAGGCCUGAGGAGGAGGCUAUGCUGACUGUGAGUGAACAGGUGUCUCAGGUAAUCCAUCAGAGCCUCCAGAACAUGGGCCUUGCUGCUCUGAGCAGCGACAACACAGCAUCGCUGAUAGGAGAGCUGCAGAACAUCACCAGGAAGGAGAACUGUGUCCACAGUGUCACUGAUCAGCGGAUCCACUUGUUCCUCAAAUGCUGUUUGGUUAUUGGUGUGCAGGAGUCUCUGCUAGACCUCUCUGGAGGCCUUACCCUCAUUGGGGCAGAGCGGGCAGAACUGGGCCAAAAGUUCGUCAACUUAACACACCACAAUCAGCAGGUGUUUGGCCCCUACUACACGGACAUCUUAAAAACCCUCAUCCCCCCAGCCCAGGCACUGGAGACAGAAGAGGGGUCUCUCUGA